CCGCCAUGAUGGCAGCCUCAAGUAGAGGCAGCAGAGCCGUUCGCGGCAUCUUCUCAUCAUCCACGCUGUGCUCCCGAUGCGCAACCACAUACAGCGCAGGGACAGCAGCAGCAAUAGCAGCAUCUCCCCGCUUCUACUCUGCAGCCGCCGCCACCACGACGACAGAAGCAGCCGUUUCCAGCACGCCUUCUCCUCCGCCGGCUACGGCGACGACCUCCACCAAGACGACGACGACGACGACGACGACGCCGUACCCGUACGACAUCCGCUCCGGCCUCAUCCUCACGCGGCCGCCGCUCCUGACGCGGACGCUGCACCCGUUCGAGAACGCCUUCUUCUUCUACCAGAAGCGCCUGGAGGAGCGCCUCAACACGCCCUUCAUCACGAGCAUAUACUUCAAGCCCGACACGGCGGCCCAGCUCGACUGGAGCAUCAAGGUGCAGGAGCGCGGCGGCACCGUCGCCAAGGAGCUGGGCACGUACCACGGCAAGAGCUCGCGCGCGUGGGACGACGAGCUGCGCGUCGGCGACCCGCUGAGCGCGCGCGAGACGGUGCUCGAGAGCCUGCUGCGGGACGCGGCGCCGAGGGUGAGCGACGACGCCGAGGUGAUUGCGCCCGAGGACGUGGUGCCCGUCGAGAGGCCUGCGGAGAGGAUCUCGGAGGCGGACCGCAAGGGGGAUGGGUGGGGGUUCCCGGCUGAUGUCUUGCAGGAUGAGAAUCUUCACGAGGCCGCAAAGAGAGUGCUCGACCAAGCCGCGGGCGUCAACAUGAACACAUGGCUCGUCGGCCGCGUCCCCGUCGCGCACCUCGUCCAGGAGCCCGUCCUCGGCGCCGACGGAACCGUCCAGAAGAGGGGCCGCAAGACCUUCUUCCUCAAGGGCCGCAUCAUGGCCGGCCAGGCGGACCUCAAGGGCAACCCGUUUGGCUACACGGACUUUAAGUGGCUGACGCGGGAGGAGCUGGAGAAGGAGCUUGCGCCCGAGUACUUUAAGGGGGUGAGGAAUAUGAUGGCUGACAGGUAAAAAGAGAAAGGGGUGUGAUGAUAUAACAUACAUAUAAAAAGAUGAUGAAUGGAUGGGGGACUUGUAACAUUAGGGAUUUGUAUAAUGUACCUUAUUAUACAAUGCUUUGCGGCGGCUGAUGGAUGUGU
This is a messenger RNA of Trichoderma citrinoviride, 1150 nucleotides long. RefSeq lists its product as hypothetical. The transcript is spliced from 5 exons. Gene Ontology annotation, molecular function: structural constituent of ribosome. NCBI's taxonomy places the organism in Eukaryota, Fungi, Ascomycota, Sordariomycetes, Hypocreales, Hypocreaceae. Bases 9 to 1022 code for a protein of 337 amino acids. Gene Ontology annotation, cellular component: mitochondrial large ribosomal subunit. The record is from RefSeq and is a predicted model, not a curated record.